GCUAACCAUCUUAGCAUACAGUCAAAAUUUAUUAGACUUUAACUAAAGUGUUUUUUUUUUAACUUUGAUUAAUUAUCCACUCAAAAUGUCGGCUUCAACUUUGAGUGGAUUAUUUUUAUUGAUAAUUCUAAUUGAAAGCUCUCCUCUUUUGGUCGAUGAUGAUCCAGAGAAUCGGUGCGUGCUAAGGGAUGUUGAAUGUAAGCCCGGUUUACAGCGACCGUGCUGUAACCUAAAUGAUUAUUGCAAGCAGAUGGACUCUGAAGAUUCAUUCAAGUGUACGGAAAAAAACUUAAAACCUGCGUUGGGAAGAUUUUGUGAAAUACAUGAGGACUGUGAUGGAAUAUGGCAUUCAAAAUGUUCAAAAAACAAGUGUGUUUGCAGGGAAAACAAUAUUAAAUACAAUGAAACAGCUUGCGCUCCAAUAUUGGGCGGAUUUUGUUGGAAAAAUGAAACAUGCGUGACUGAAAAUUCUGUUUGCAUUGAUCAGGAGUGUCAAUGCAAGGAGAAUCACACACAAAUUUUGAACAAGUGCAUAUUUACUGUCUAA
Molecule: messenger RNA, 547 nt
Organism: Cotesia glomerata
Lineage: Eukaryota; Metazoa; Arthropoda; Insecta; Hymenoptera; Braconidae
Exons: 4
Coding region: 86-547 (153 amino acids)
Source: RefSeq, a predicted model, not a curated record